AUGACCAAUGUCACUGCAGUAACUGGAUUCAUACUUAUGGGUUUCUCUGAUAUCCACGAGCUACAGACACUAUGUGGAGUGUUAUUUCUAGUAAUAUACCUGGAAAUUUUAAUGAGUAACUUCCUCAUCAUCAUUCUCAUCACUGUGGAUCUGAAGUUCCAAAGACCCAUGUACUUCUUCUUGAAGAAUUUAUCCCUUUUGGAUGUCUUUCUUGUGUCUGUUACAAUUCCAAAUUUCUUUGUCAAUAGCCUUACUCACAAAAAUUCCAUUUCCAUACCUGGAUGUGCAUUUCAGGUAUUUUUCAUGGCUUUCCUUGGACCAGGAGAAGUAUUUGUUCUUACUACAAUGUCAUAUGAUCGCUAUGUUGCCAUUUGCAGUCCCCUACAUUAUGAGGUCAUUAUGAAUAGUGAUAUCUGUGUCGUGAUGAUGAGUGUUUCCUGGGGCACUGGAUUAUUCUUUGGAGUCAUGUACACAGCUGGCACAUUUUCCAUGCUUUUCUGUGGCUCUAAUGUGAUCCCACAGAUUUUCUGUGAUGUUCCAUCACUUUUAAGGAUUUCCUGCUCUGGAUCACUCAUGACCAUUUAUAUAAGUCAUGGAAUUGGUGUUUGUCUAGGCAUGUCUUGUUUUAUCUGUGUUGUGAUUUCCUACGUUUACAUUUUCUCCACUGUGCUGAAGAUUCCUACCACUAAAGGUCAGUCCAAAGCAUUUGGCACCUGCAUCCCCCACCUCACUGUUUUCAGUGUUUUCAUUGCUACUGCUUGCUUUGUCUAUCUGAAGCCACCCUCAAAUACAGCAUCACUUACAGAUAGACUGUUUUCUGUGUUGUAUACUGUGCUACCACCAGCACUCAAUCCUAUAAUCUACAGCUUAAGAAACAAUGAUGUUGAUAGUGCUCUGAAGAAACUGCUUCAUAAUCUCUACUCAAGAGACUUCCUUCAUGUAAUACAUCAAAGUGUUUGA
Molecule: messenger RNA, 960 nt
Organism: Mus caroli (Ryukyu mouse)
Lineage: Eukaryota; Metazoa; Chordata; Mammalia; Rodentia; Muridae
Product: olfactory receptor 14A2-like
Biological process (GO): G protein-coupled receptor signaling pathway
Cellular component (GO): membrane
Molecular function (GO): G protein-coupled receptor activity; olfactory receptor activity
Source: RefSeq, a predicted model, not a curated record